GCCCUAAUACGGACAUCGCUGUUGCGAAACUGCACCACGCAGUGUGUUGUGAUAGUAUAAGAAAAUAGUUUAUAAAAAUUUGUAACUGUUUUUGUUCUACGUCGUCCGAGUAAUGCAGCAAUGUGCCUUCGCUUUGAUGGGCGCUCCUGCUGCUAUUGUAACCAAAGUAAACUAUUCAGCGCCGUCGACGAAUUUGACGCCGACGUCGUCAAAAAAUCCAAUUAACAGCUAACUCAACACUUAGGUGUUCUAAUUACAAAUAUACGGCACCCACGUAUAAUGGCAAUAAAAAAUGUUCUAAAUGGCCUCAUAAUUCGACGCCGUCGCCUCAUCCUUUACACCAUGAUCACAUCAUUAGUCACAUCUGCUUUAGUAAUGCCUUCAGUUGAAGGAUUGUCAGCAUCAUCACCAUUGCCCGAAGACUCAAGCGAAUCGGAUCUGCAAGCGGCAAAGCCAACUCCACCUGGAAUACCGCACUGUGUGGAGCAGCAGGAACGAAGCAUUGGACGAAGAUUAUUGUAUAUCACUACGCUGGAUGGUCGGCUUAGCGCUUUGGAUAUUGCAAAAUCAGGCAAACAGCGAUGGAGCAUUGAAACGGGACCCGGCCCACUCAUCUCAUCGAGCAUUCAUCGCCUAGAGCUAACUAAUAAUGGACAGUUUGUACGCAUGAUACCAUCCCUGAGUGGAGGUAUUUACAAAUUCGAUGGCGAUUCCAUUGAUCCCAUACCCAUUACUGCAGAGAACUUGCUUAGCUCCAGCGCUAAGUUCAGUGAUGAUCUUGUUAUCUCCGGCGGCAAGGAGACACGUAACUAUGGCGUAUCCGUGAGAACUGGGCAGCUCCUUUACGAGUGUUCCAUAAACGGCUGUGUGAAUGCCACGAAUGAGGAGCGUGUCAUUAACGAUACAAUUAGCGCACAAGAUAAGAAUGAUCAUAAUGAAGAGCAUGCUGAUGAGGAAUUGAGGGAUGAAGAUGGUUACAUUGUUCCUCAUAAUUCGCUUCUGGACGACGUUAUCGUUGUCCGUCGACAGACUCAAACAGUACGGGCCGUAGAGUCGCGUACAGGCAUUGAGCGCUGGAAUUUUAGCGUUGGACAGCACGAAUUGAAUUUGAUUCGAGCCGAUGACUGUCAUGAGGAGCCCCGUAGCGACAUUGAACUGGCUGUCUUGGAUGUGGAUAUAAGAGUUGUAGUACCAGAGGGCAUUGUAUGUGCAUUCAGCAAGAGUGAUCCCCAGCUGAUGCUGUGGAAGCACCAGUUUAGCAAUCCCAUCGUAAGUGUGUGGCACACAAAUGAAGCCGACGAGUUGGAGUCCAUCGAUCUUUUUGGUUCGGCUCAUUGGCAGGCUGAACAACACGUGGAAGGCAAGCCUAUCCAUGCGCCCUCCAUUUAUCUGGGCAUGUACGAAAAGCAGUUAUAUAUACAGGAGUCCAUUCGAUUGCGAGAAGAAAUUAUGUUUCAGUCGCAGCAGUAUCAACAGCUUUCGGGCGAUACAAGUUCUCUGCCGCGAAUACCCUGGCGGCCGAUUGCAGCAAGUAAAAACUCAUUAGUGCUAUUUCAGAACGAGCGCGAUCAAGUAAUCAUAUCUGAGGACUAUGGGAGAAAUGAAUUAGUUCGAUAUGACGACCAGAACUUGGCAGUGGCGGCGCAGUCUGUCUUGAAUGCCUCUGAGUUUGUAAAUGGCAAUGGUUUCUACUUCUACACCGACUCACAGCUGGCGGGCAAGCAAAGUGGUAAGCUGGAAUGUGGCGCUAAUGAGACACCCACUGACUUGCCUGCUAUAGAGAAGCCACCGAGCACUAACGAAGAAGAAGAAGGCGGCAAAUCGAAUGCAGCUGCCGGGAAUCAGAGUAUUAAUGAUGAUUUGGGCUUCAGUUUAGACGACAUUGAUGCACCUGUCAAAGUUAUCAUUCUCUCGCUUUGGUUCUGGUGGAAGGAGAUUGUGGUCAUUGCGUUUACUUCAGCGGUGCUGCUCAACAUGUUUAUGGGUCAUCGCAAUCAACGAGUGGAACGCGAGUACUUUGUCAUCGAGAGGCAUGUGCCUGUUCAGACGGCCAUUGAAGCGACGGAGGCAUCUACCCAGGCGCUUUUGGGGCCAGUGCAGUCCUUGGCAGGGAACCAUCACCAGCAGCGUGGAAAUCAACAUAACAACGCUUCGAGUGUUAGGCGCUUACAGCGGUCCAUUUCCGAGUCGACCACAAAUUCCGGUGAACAUUUUAUAUCGCGUUUCCAAUCAGACUUCGACCUCAUGCAAUGCCUGGGUCGAGGCGGAUUCGGUGUAGUCUUUGAGGCCAAGAACAAGCUGGAUGAAAAUCAUUAUGCGAUCAAACGAAUAACAUUGCCGAAUAAGGAGUCCUCGCGGCAACGUGUGCUGCGCGAGGCGCGGACCUUGGCCAGCUGCGAGCACCAAAAUAUCGUGCGAUAUUUUCAUUCCUGGGUAGAAACACCGCCAGUAGGCUGGCAGGAAGAGGAGGACCGUAAGCUGUUGGCACACGAAAUGUCAACUUCCAUACAAAUUGAAACUCCGGAUGGCAGCACGAUGCCAUCUUUUCCAAAUCAUCCACAUAAAAAGCAUCAUGAUCUAGCUUCUUGGGUCUCGGAUACUGUGAACAGCACUGCCUGUAGCAAUGAUUAUGGGCAUGGCGACAAAUCGUUCAGCCGCAUUGCAAAAUACAACGAAGAUGAUGAUGAUGAUUCGCUUAUUGAAUUUCGCAGCGAAUCACAGUCAGCGGCUCUCCAUGCAGACGAAAUAGACUUGAGCGAGGAGCAGCCGAUGGCACCCAGUAACGAAAUCCAGCAGCGUACUCAACCGACCGCUGUAUCCAUUGAUGUGCACUCUGAGUCCUUUGAUUUGAAGAACAUCAAUUACACACAGCAUCAGCUAUCUAAUUCAUUUCAAAUCGAAUCGGUUCGUUCGAAGGGCAACAGCAGCGGCACCGAUGAUGACGCUGAAAUAUCGCCCAGGCGCAAACCAUCAACUCUGGCGCUACAUCACACUCACAAUAAUCACAAUCACAACCAACAGAUGCAAUCACAGUCACACAGUAACCAGAUAGUAUUGUCAAACUCUACUACGCAGAACGGGAACACAGCUAAGCCGAAUAAGGUUUACCUUUAUAUACAAAUGCAGCUAUGCCGCAAGGAGAGUCUUCGCGAUUGGCUACGGGACAAUCGCACCGAGGCGCGUGCUGCGCAUAUCGCUCACAUCUUCCACCAGAUUGUGGAUGCGGUAGAAUAUGUCCACCUAAAGGGCCUAAUCCAUCGCGAUCUGAAGCCAAGCAACAUAUUUUUUUCCAAAGAUGGACAGAUUAAGAUUGGCGACUUUGGGCUCGUAACCGACAUGGCGGAUAUUCCAAAUAUCUUAAAUGAUUGCGGCGAUCAAUCCGGUCUACCGUCUUGUGCCCGCCACACGCAAUUGGUGGGCACACAUCUUUACAUGUCGCCAGAGCAGUUACGUGGUCAGAACUAUGACUACAAGGUGGAUAUAUAUUCGCUGGGCUUAAUAUUUUUUGAGCUCCAUGUUUAUUUUUCCACUGAAAUGGAACGCAUUAAGACUCUUCGUGCCUUGAGGGAUGGCCACUAUCCUGAGGACUUUGUCAAACAACAUCCGGAGCAGUAUGAGUUGCUUCAAAGGAUGCUCUCUUCGCAGCCAGCGGAGCGGCCGCAAACAAAUCAGCUGAAACAGCAGCUGCACGAAAUUCUACAGCUGCCCGAACGCUUGGUAGAUGGCCACAGCGAACAGGCAGCGAUGGAGGCAGCCACGCGUCGGCUGAGUCGCAGCCGCACAUUUAGCAGCAACAGCGAACAGCAUCAGUGAUAAAGACAACAGCCGAGGGACGUUGGUGUAUGAACCCAUAGCUUUAAGUUAAAUUAAGU
Drosophila navojoa is the source of this 3872-nucleotide messenger RNA. RefSeq names its product pancreatic eIF-2alpha kinase (gene PEK). The record is from RefSeq and is a predicted model, not a curated record. Gene Ontology annotation, molecular function: eukaryotic translation initiation factor 2alpha kinase activity; ATP binding; protein binding. Gene Ontology annotation, biological process: eiF2alpha phosphorylation in response to endoplasmic reticulum stress. Gene Ontology annotation, cellular component: cytoplasm; nucleus. Lineage: Eukaryota; Metazoa; Arthropoda; Insecta; Diptera; Drosophilidae.